AACUCUGGCCAAGCCAGUCAGUCAUCGUAUUUUGAACUUGCCGGAGUUGAAGAGUUGUGAAAACUUUUUCACUGCACCCACCAAAGUGUGUUGGCCGUACAACAACAUUAAAUUAACAUUGCAUUAAAACUAGUCAAAAACAGUAGCAAAAUGGGUAACUUUGAUAUGGACGAGUUUAAUGAAAUAUUGGAAAAGUGUCGGGAUCAAUCACUGCAAAAGGAACAGGAUGCGAUUCUCCUAGAACCGUUUAGUUACAUCCAGCAGAUACCUGGUAAACAAUUCCGGUCCAAAAUGGCCCUCGCCUUCAACCAUUGGCUUAACAUUCCUGCCGAAAAGCUGGCGGCGAUUGGUGAAGUGGUUCAAAUGAUGCACAACUCUAGCUUGCUAAUUGAUGAUAUCGAAGAUAACUCAAUUCUUCGUAGAGGGAUUCCUGUAGCCCAUAAGAUCUACGGUAUCGCGAGUACGAUCAACGCCGGCAAUUAUGUGCUGGUAUUGGCACUCGCAAAGGUGCACGCAUUAGGUCAUCAAGAGGCACAAGAAGUGGUGACAGAACAGCUGCUGGAACUGCACCGUGGCCAAGGGAUGGAAAUAUAUUGGAGGGAUAAUUUCAUCUGCCCAACCGAGGCAGAAUAUAAGCAGAUGGUGAUACGAAAGACCGGUGGCCUGUUCAUGUUGGCCAUUAGGCUUAUGCAGUUAUUUAGCGACAACCAGCAAGACUUCACCAAACUUACGGCUAUCUUGGGACUGUCGUUCCAGAUACGAGACGAUUACUGUAAUUUAACUUCUAAGUCCUAUUCUGAUAACAAAAGCUACUGUGAGGAUCUGACAGAGGGAAAGUUUAGUUUUCCGGUGAUACAUGCUGUGAGGAACCAGAAAGAUCGACAGGUGUUGCAUAUUUUGAGACAAAGGACUCAAGAUGUGGAGGUCAAACGUUACUGUGUUGCUUUACUUGAAAAACUUGGUUGUUUCAAAUAUACCGAAGAAGUUCUCGAGUCACUUGACAAGGAGGCUAGAGUUGAGAUCGAACGUCUAGGAUCUAACCCAAUCAUGCUAGCCUUGCUGGACGAGUUGCUGAAUUGGAAAGCUGACGACGCGUGCAAGGAGAAAUGAACAUCACUUUUAAUGUAUUAAAGUUUUUCGGUUUCCCACAGUUUUGAUUUGCCCGAGAGCGCGGACUCUAAUCUCCUUCGAUGUAGGCAACAACGAUGUAUUAUAUAUUUUUAUAAUUAGUUCGAAACUGAAUUAGUCAAAAAUAGUCGCUGGAAAAAUGAUUUAGCAUUUAAUGACAAAAGCAGAAGAAAAUACGAAUGGUUUCCUUAGGAAUAUAUUUUGUAAAUUGUUAUAAAAGCAACUUUUGUCCAUAUUUUUUGAAAGACACAUUUAAAACCAAAGUAAGGUACAGCAACAACUAAUUAGGGCUACCAACUACCACGAAAACAGGCUAUAAUGGUAGCACCGAUUUGAUAGGUCUAUUUUUUGGUGUGACAGUACAAUUGUAAACUGUUUUGUUUGUAUCAAAAGUACGCAAACUUGCUUAAUCUAAGAAAAGAUUGCACCACCUAUGAGAUGCAAUCUCAACGCACUGAUCGUAGAAGAGCGAAGCUCAAAGCAUCGGCAAAGAGGGUUCAAACAAGCUGUAAAGUGGAAAAUGAAUGUUUUUGUGCACACUAUGUAGGUUCUGCUUAUGAGCGGGAAAAUAUACACUUGAAAAACAUGAAA
Messenger RNA from Wyeomyia smithii (pitcher-plant mosquito), 1719 nucleotides. RefSeq names its product terpene synthase (gene qm). The coding region runs from base 151 to 1110 and encodes 319 amino acids. Lineage: Eukaryota; Metazoa; Arthropoda; Insecta; Diptera; Culicidae. The transcript has 6 exons. Gene Ontology annotation, molecular function: prenyltransferase activity. The record is from RefSeq and is a predicted model, not a curated record. Gene Ontology annotation, biological process: isoprenoid biosynthetic process.